This is a messenger RNA of Solea solea (common sole), 11988 nucleotides long. RefSeq names its product teneurin-3. NCBI's taxonomy places the organism in Eukaryota, Metazoa, Chordata, Actinopteri, Pleuronectiformes, Soleidae. The transcript has 65 exons. Bases 1263 to 9773 code for a protein of 2836 amino acids. Gene Ontology annotation, biological process: heterophilic cell-cell adhesion; neuron development; signal transduction. Gene Ontology annotation, molecular function: protein homodimerization activity; cell adhesion molecule binding; protein heterodimerization activity. Gene Ontology annotation, cellular component: neuron projection; membrane. The record is from RefSeq and is a predicted model, not a curated record.
UGUCAGUUUUUUAACGUCAUGCUAGAGCGCAAGUUAAUGCUGAUAAUUAGAUAAAGAGUGGAUAAAACAUUAUUUUGUUUCGAGUUAUUAGUUCUGAAAGGCAUCCACAACUAGGAGAAGGUGUUUUGGGUUGCCGGACAUCGUCAUUUUAUCGUGUUUUGUCGGCGGAAAACUCUGGUUGUUUUUUUUGUCUGUGUAAGAAUCGAUUCUGAUGGCGAGCUAGAGCCCAGACCCGAGGAACGUGGAGCAGAGCACCGGCUUACAUGCGGAGAGUGUGACGUGGAAAGCAGCUUCUUUGAGCAUCUGGAGAAAACAACAGUCAGAUACCGACAGGCUCGCGCUCCCUCAGUAACACACAUUCACACACACUUUUACUCAAACACACACACUCUCUCUUUCCCUCCCUCCCUCCCUCCCUCUCUCUCUCUCUCUCUCACACACACACACACACACACACACACCUGCUGGAGGAGAAGAACAUCAGAGCGCAGCAGCUGUUGACGCGCACAGACGCGGAGAGAAGCAGUCGCCGCUUCCGUCGCCGCCGCCUCUGCCGCUCCAGACUCAUCCCCCUCUCCUCCUCCCUCCAUCUUCGCCUCCUCCUCCAGUCACGUCUGAAGUGAAGGAGGUGAAAAACAGCAAAUUGUAAAUCCCUGCCCGCCUUCUCACCUGCUCUAUAAAUUCCUCUAAUCAAAGUCAGGAUGCUGCUGCUCCCCGCUGUGAUGAAAUAGAGCCAGAGACGACGCCUGACGUCGGGCAACUCCGUCGGUCGUUGUUGCUGUUUCUCAAGAAAGACACAGGAACAAAGGUCCUCGGAUGAAAUAACUCAGGCAGUCACGACUCAAGCAUCGCGUGAGAAGGCAGUUUUCUGGUGUUGACGUUUGAUGAGGAAAACUCAACUUCUCUUCUACCUGUGAGACGUCAGCGACCCCCGGAUCGAGAGGUCAAGCGUCUUCUUAGCAUCAAAACACCGUACUGCUGCUGUCCACUCCUGAACCUCUCUGAAGCUUCGGUGUGAGACUCCGCUCUGCAGCACACCUGCCAGCACAGCUUCGGAAGCACAGCAGACGAUGACCCGACGUCUCCUGAGAGCGGCGGUUCUUCACUGCUAAAACCACUCAAGUCGGUGGAGUCCCACAACCCAUCUCUCUCUCUCUCUGCCUGACUCUCUCUUUCUCUCUCUCUCUCUCUAUUCUCUCCAUCUGUCCUCGUCUCUGUGCAUCUGUCCCUCUGUCUAUGCAGCUGUGCAGCAGCAUGCCUGUAUGUUUGCCACCAACACAAGAAGAAGCAUUAUGGAAGUGAAAGAGCGACGCCCGUACUGCUCACUCACCAAGAGCCGCAAGGACAAGGAAGGACCCUACACUGGUUCAUCAGGGGACAGCGAAGAUUGCGUCAUUGGCUCUCACGGACUCCGCGUCCCCACGCAGAAGUCCUACUCGUCCAGUGAAACACUGAAGGCCUUCGAUCAGCACCAAGACCAGACCAGGUUAUUGUACGGGACGACCAAGGGACACAAGGACAUGGUUCACCGUGAACAGGACGAUUACAACAGACAAGGUCAGCACUUCAGCCUCCGUCAGCUGGGGAUCUGCGAGCCUCCGUCACGUCGAGGCCUGGCCUUCUGCUCUGAGAUGGGCCUGCCCCACCGCGGCUUCUCAGUUGGUACGACCCAGGACCUGGACUCCGACAGUCAGGCCGUGAUGUCCCCGGAGCGCGCCAUGCGGCUGUGGGGCCGCGGCGGCUUGGGUAAAUCGUCCGGGAGGAGUUCGUGCCUGUCCAGCCGCUCCAACUCGGUGCUGACGCUCACCGACACCGAGCACGAGAACAAGUCGGACAGCGACAAUGGUUCUCCCAUGCCCUCCCCCUCCUGUCCAUCAUCUGUCAUUGACCAAUCACAUCCUCAGUCAGUGAGUCCCCGUGACAACCUGUUGUUAGGCAACACGGUCGAGCAAGAGGAGGAGGAGGAGCAAGUGGAGGAGCGAGAGGAGGAGGAGGAGGAGCGAGAGGAAGAGGAGGAGGAGUUUGCUGCCCGCUUGUACUCACCUGUAACACAUGAACAACAAUCCAAUCAUCACGGCUCCACCCUGCCGCCGGUCCCGCCCCCUCACCGACAGCAGCCCUCGAUAACGGCGCUCAACCAGUCGCUGGGCUCCACGCACCACGCUGGACACUCCCUGAACUCCACGCGGCAGCUAACUCCUCCCACUGGAACCCCGGCCCCCGUGGCCGGCCAAUCACCAGCCGAGCUGCAGACCACGCCCCCCGAGAGCGUCCCGCUGCAAGACAGCUGGGUGCUGGGUAGCAAUGUGCCUCUGGAGACAAGGCACUUCCUUUUUAAGACAGGUACAGGCACCACCCCCCUCUUCUCCACAGCGACUCCUGGCUACACCAUGGCGACAGGCUCUGUGUAUUCCCCACCCACCAGGCCGUUGCCCAGGAAUACGCUGUCCCGCUCUGCCUUCAAGUUCAAGAAGACCCCAAAGUACUGCUCAUGGAGGUGUACAGCCCUCAGUGCUGUUGGACUGUCUGUACUGCUGUCUGUCCUGCUCUGUUACUGCAUAGCGAUGCACCUGUUUGGUCUGAAUUGGCAGCUUCAGGAGAGCGAGGGAUACGGGCCGUUUGAAAACGGAGGAGUGGGCAGAGAUACGACCCCGAACACCUUCAUGGUGUCAACAGACAACGGUAAAAUGUUUCUGCUAGAGAACAACACCAUAGACAUAGGAGAGGUGGACGUGGGGAGAAGAGCCAUACAAGACGUUCCACCAGGAGUGUUUUGGAGGUCGCAGCUCUACAUUGACCAACCACAGUUUUUAAAAUUCAACAUUUCUGUCCAGAGAGACGCUCUGGUCGGGGUGUACGGUCGUAAAGGUCUCCCGCCGUCACACACACAGUACGACUUUGUGGAGCUGCUGGACGGCAGUCGCCUCAUUUCCAAAGACAAGCGGGCGCUCAGUGACGUGGAGGCAGGAAACGCACGCCCCCCCACCGGUGAACACGAGGAAGAAUCCGUAACGCGACACACUCGCUCCGUGAACGUUCACGAGGCCGGCUUCAUCCAGUACCUCGACACUGGAAUCUGGCAUCUGGCCUUUUACAACGACGGCCGCAACACGGAACAAGUCUCCUACAAUACCAUCAUCAUUGAGUCAAUUAUGGAGUGUCCUCAGAAUUGUCAUGGCAACGGAGAUUGUCUCUCAGGAAUAUGUCACUGUUUCCCAGGAUUUCUUGGGCCUGACUGCUCUCGAGCGGCCUGUCCGGUGCUGUGCAGCGGGAAUGGCCAGUAUUCCCGCGGACGCUGCCAGUGCUACAGCGGCUGGAAAGGCACCGAGUGCGACGUUCCCACAAACCAGUGCAUCGACAUCCACUGCGGAGGCCACGGAAUCUGCAUCAUCGGCGCCUGCAUCUGCAAUACUGGUUAUAAGGGCGACAACUGUGAGGAAGUCGACUGCGUGGACCCCAGCUGUUCGGCUCACGGCGUGUGCAUCCACGGCGAGUGUCACUGUCAGCCGGGAUGGGGCGGAGCCAGCUGUGAAAUCGCCAAGGCCAUGUGUCCGGACCAGUGUUCGGGUCACGGAACCCACAACGCGGAGACCAGCACCUGUGCCUGCGAUCAGCACUGGACUGGGCCCGACUGCUCGUUAGAGGUGUGUGAAGUGGACUGCGGCAGUCAUGGCGUGUGUUACGGCGGCGUGUGUCGCUGUGAGGACGGCUGGACGGGGACCGUGUGUGACCAGAAGGCCUGUCACCCGCUGUGCAGCAAGAACGGCGUCUGUAAGGAAGGGAAGUGUGAGUGUGACCAGGGAUGGACAGGGGAGCACUGCAACAUUGCUCACAAUCCGGACAUUAGAGUAAAAGAGGGUUGCCCAGGGCUCUGCAACAACAACGGACGCUGCACCCUGGAGGCCAGUGGCUGGCACUGCAUCUGUCAGUCGGGAUGGCGAGGGGCGGGGUGUCACGUAGCCAUGGAAACGAUCUGUACCGACGGAAAGGACAACGAAGGAGACGGCCUGGCCGACUGUAUGGAUCCGGACUGCUGUUUACAACCUACCUGUCAGAAUCAGUUGUACUGUAAAGGGUCACCUGACCCGGGGGAGGUGCUCGGCCAGUCUCUGUCCUCAUUGGCUUCUCAGCAGGCUGCGAGGUCGUUCCAUCAGCGCAUUCACUUCCUGGUCGGUCCUGAAUCCACUCACGUUAUCGCCGGAGAGAGUCCGUUCAACAGAAGUUUGGUGUCGAUCGUCCGUGGUCAGGUGUUGACGGCUGAUGGAACUCCUCUGAUCGGCGUCAACGUGACGUUUGUUCAUUUUCCUGAACACGGAUUCACCGUCACACGCAGGGACGGCAUGUUCGAUCUCUUGGCGAACGGCGGAGCGUCUCUGACUCUGAGCUUCGAGCGCGCUCCGUUCAUCGCUCAGUACAGGACGGUGUGGGUGCCGUGGAACGUCUUCUACGUGAUGGACACGCUGGUCAUGAAGAAGGAGGAGAACGACAUCCCCAGCUGCGACCUGAGCGGAUUCGUCCGUCCCAGUCCCGUCAUCGUCGCGUCCCCUCUGUCUACGUUUUACAGGAGUUCCCUCGAGGACGGCCCCAUCGUCCCCGAGACACAGGUUUUACAGGAAGAAACCUCGAUACCAGGCAGCGACUUAAACCUCAUCUACCUGAGCUCGAGGGCGGCGGGCUACAAACCCGUCCUCAAAGUCACCAUGACACAAUCAUCCAUCCCGUUCAACCUCAUGAAGGUUCACCUGAUGGUGGCAGUAGUGGGUCGACUUUUCCAGAAAUGGUUCCCCGCUCAACCCAAUCUGUCCUACACCUUCAUCUGGGACAAGACAGACGCUUAUGGACAACGUGUGUAUGGACUCUCUGAGGCUGUGGUGUCCGUGGGCUUUGAGUACGAGUCCUGCCUCGAUCUCAUCCUAUGGGAGAAGAGGACGUCCAUUUUACAAGGCUACGAGCUGGACGCGUCCAACAUGGGGGGGUGGACGCUGGACAGACAUCAUAUCCUGGACGUACAGAACGGUAUAUUGUAUAAGGGCAACGGUGAGAACAUUUUCAUCUCUCAGCAGCCUCCAGUCAUCAGCAGCAUCAUGGGAAACGGGCGUCGGCGCAGCAUCUCCUGUCCCAGCUGUAACGGUCAGGCAGAGGGCAACAAGCUGCUGGCACCUUUGGCUCUGGCCUGCGGAGCAGAUGGCAGCAUCUUUGUUGGAGACUUCAACUACAUCAGGAGGAUCUUCCCCUCUGGGAAUGUUACCAGUGUCAUGGAGCUGAGAAACAAAGAUUUCAGACAUAGCAACAACCCUGCUCACCGCUACUAUCUGGCCACUGACCCGGUAACAGGGCAGCUGUAUGUCUCCGACACGAACUCAAGGCGAAUCUACCGACCCAAGAUGCUGAGUGGAGCCCGGGAUCUCAUCAGUAAUGGAGAAGUAGUCGCUGGCACAGGUGAACAGUGUCCUCCGUUUGAUGAAGCACGGUGUGGAGAUGGAAGAAAAGCUACCGAGGCACAACUACUGGGACCAAAAGGGAUUGCAGUUGAUAAAAAUGGCUUGAUCUACUUUGUGGACGGAACGAUGAUCAGAAAAGUGGAUCGUAACGGAAUCAUCUCAACAGUGCUGGGCAGCAACGACCUGACCUCUGCGCGACCUUUGACCUGCGAUACUAGCAUGCACAUAAGACAGGUUCGUUUAGAGUGGCCCACAGAUCUGGCCAUUAAUCCUAUGGAUAACUCCAUCUACGUCCUGGACAACAAUGUUGUGCUGCAGAUCACUGAAAAUAGACAGGUUCGAAUUGUGGCAGGUCGUCCCAUGCACUGUCAGGUGCCUGGUAUUGAAUACACCAUGGGAAAAAGAGCCAUCCAGACCAUGCUAGAGGGAGCAACAGCCAUCGCUCUGUCCUACAGCGGCGUCCUCUACAUCGCAGAGACAGAUGAGAAGAAAAUACACCGCAUCAGACAGGUGUCGACUGAUGGAGAAAUUACGCAUCUGGCUGGUGCGCUAUCUGACUGUGACUGCAAGAACGAUGCCAACUGUGACUGCUAUCAGGCAGGCGAUGGCUACGCGAAGGACGCCCGCCUUAACUGUCCCUCCUCAUUGGUGGUGUCUCCAGACGGGACGCUGUACGUGGCUGAUCUGGGAAACAUCCGCAUCCGAGCUAUACGUCGAAACCAGCCACCCACAGGUUCUCUGGCUUCAGGUCCCAGCUCCUAUGAAGUGGCGUCUCCGGCUUGUCAAGAACUUUACGUGUUUGAUUUAAAUGGGACUCAUCAGUUCACCAUGUCUCUGGUCACUGGAGACUACAAAUACAACUUCAGCUACAGCAACGAGGACGACGUAACCGCGGUGACCGACAGCAGCGGGAACACCCUGCGUAUCCGUAGAGACACCAACAGGCUGCCUGUGCGAGUGGUUGCCCCCGACAACCAGGUUAUCUGGCUGACCAUCGGCACUAAUGGAGGUCUGAAGACCCUCACGGCCCAGGGUCAGGAACUGGUCUUGUUCAGUUACCAUGGCAGCAGCGGGUUGUUGGCGACCAAGAGCAUCCAGAUCGGCUGGACGACCUUCUACGACUACGACAGCGAAGGUCGUCUCACCAACGUGACCUUCCCCACGGGCGUCGUGACCAGCCUCCACAGCGACAUGUCCUCGGGAGCGGUCGCCGUGGACAUCGAGACGUCAGGGAGGGAUGAGGACGUUUCCAUAACAACCAACCUGUCGUCGAUUGACUCCUUCUACACUCUGGUGCAGGACCAGCUCCGCAACAGUUACCAGGUGGGUAACGACCAUUCACUGAGGGUCAUCUACGCCAACGGAAUGGACACGCAUUACCAGACGGAACCACACAUACUCGCAGGUGCGGCUAAUCCAACCGUAGCGCGACGCAACAUGACACUUCCAGGAGAGAACGGCCAAAACCUGGUGGAGUGGAGGUUCAGGAAGGAACAAACUCGAGGAAAAGUCAUCGUCUACGGCAGAAAACUCAGGGUGAACGGCAGGAACUUGCUGUCGGUGGACUACGAUCGUUCGCUGCGGACGGAGAAAAUUUACGACGACCACAGGAAGUUCCUGCUGAAGAUCAUCUAUGACACACAGGGACAUCCCACACUGUGGGUUCCCAGCAGCAAGUUGCUCUCAGUGAACCUGACAUAUUCCAGUACCGGGCAGGUGACAGGUCUCCAGAGGGGUCCGACUACAGAGAGGUGGGAGUACGACAGUCAGGGAAGAAUCACUUCCCGAGUGUUUGCCGAUGGAAAGAUAUGGAGCUACACGUACCUGGACAAGUCUAUGGUCUUACUGCUGCACAGUCAGCACCAGUACAUCUUUGACUAUGACUCAGGAGACCGUCUGUCCGCAGUCACCAUGCCCAGUGUGGCUCGACACACCAUGCAGACCAUCAGGUCCAUCGGAUACUACAGGAACAUCUACACUCCGCCUGAGAGCAACGCCUCCGUCACGGUGGACUACUCUGAAGACGGACAGCUCCUCAGAGUUGCUCAUCUGGGCACUGGACGCCAGAUACUGUACAAAUAUCGCAGACAGAACAAGCUGGCGGAAAUCCUCUACGACUCCACACGGGUCAGUUUCACCUACGAUGAGACGGCCGGCGUGCUCAAAACGGUCAACCUGCAGAGCGAAGGCUUCAUCUGCUCCAUCCGCUACCGCCAGAUCGGCCCGCUGGUCGACCGGCAAAUCUUCCGCUUCAGCGAGGACGGCAUGGUUAACGCACGCUUCGACUACACCUACGACAACAGCUUCAGGGUCACGAGCAUGCAGGCCGUGAUCAACGAGACGCCGCUGCCGAUCGACCUCUACCAGUUUGACGACAUAUCUGGGAAGGUGGAGCAGUUUGGGAAGUUUGGAGUCAUCUACUAUGAUAUCAAUCAGAUCAUCUCCACAGCCGUGAUGACCUACACCAAACACUUCGACCAGCACGGCCGCAUCAAGGAGAUCCAGUACGAGAUCUUCAGGUCUUUGAUGUACUGGAUCACCAUUCAGUACGACAACAUGGGCCGCGUCACCAAGCGCGAGAUCAAAAUCGGACCAUUCGCCAACACGACCAAAUAUGGUUAUGAAUACGACGUUGAUGGACAGCUGCAGACGGUCUCUCUCAAUGAGAAGAUGAUGUGGAGGUAUAACUACGAUCUGAACGGGAACCUGCAUUUGCUCAACCCCGCGAAUAGCGGUCGGUUGACGCCUCUGCGCUACGAUCUGAGGGACAGAAUCACUCGUCUGGGUGACGUCCAGUACCGGCUGGACGAAGACGGAUUCCUGAGACAGAGGGGAGCUGAGAUAUUUGAAUACAACUCUAAAGGUCUUCUAGUCCGUGUCUACAGUAAAGCCUCCAGCUGGACCAUCCAGUACCGCUAUGAUGGUCUGGGUCGACGUGUGGCGUCCAGAAACAGUCUGGGCCAACACCUGCAGUUCUUCUAUGCUGACCUGAACUACCCAACCAGGAUCACCCAUGUCUACAACCACUCCAGCUCCGAGAUCACCUCCUUUUACUACGAUCUGCAGGGCCAUGUCUUUGCCAUGGAGAUAAGCAGUGGAGAAGAGUUUUAUAUUGCAUGUGACAACACUGGGACACCACUGGCUGUUUUCAGCAACAACGGACUGUUGCUUAAACAGGUGCAGUACACGGCAUACGGAGAGGUUUACUUUGAUUCCAACCCCGACUUUGUGCUGGUAAUUGGUUUCCAUGGCGGCCUGUAUGAUCCUCUGACACGACUGCUGCAUUUUGGAGACAGAGACUAUGACAUCCCUGCUGGGAGGUGGACGACUCCCGACAUCAGCACUUGGACACGCGUCGGUAAAGACCCGCAGCCUUUCAAUCUCUACAUGUUCAGAGGCAACAACCCGAUCAGCAAGAUCCACCAGGUCAAAGAAUAUGUCACAGAUGUCAACAUCUGGCUGGUGACGUUCGGCUUCCAUCUCCACAACGCAAUCCCAGGAUUCCCCAUUCCUAAGUUUGACCUGACGCAGCCGUCACUGGAGAUGAAGAAGAGUCAGCUGUGGGACGACCUACCCUCCAUCUCCGGCGUCCAGCAAGAGGUGACCCGUCAGUCUCGGGCCUUCCUGUCCUUUGAGCGCAUGCCCGAAAUCCAGCUGAGCCGGCGGCACUCGGACCACACCAAACCCUGGCUGUGGUUUGCCACCGUCAAGUCCCUGAUCGGGAAGGGAGUGAUGCUCGCCGUGAUCCAGGGCCGCGUGGUGACCAACGCUCUUAACAUCGCCAACGAGGACUGCAUCAAGGUGGCCGCCGUCCUGAACAACGCCUUCUACCUGGAGGACCUGCACUACACCGUGGAGGGACGGGACACGCACUACUUCAUCAAGACCAGCCUGCCGGAGAAUGACCUCGGCGCGCUGCGGCUCACGUCCGGCCGGAAGUCACUGGAGAACGGCGUGAACGUCACGGUGUCCCAGUCCACGACGGUGAUGAACGGCAGGACACGGCGCUUCGCCGACGUGGAGCUGCAGUACGGCGCGCUGGCACUCCAUGUGCGCUACGGGACGACGCUGGACGAGGAGAAGGCACGGAUCCUGGAGGCGGCGAGGCAGAGGGCGCUGUCGAGCGCCUGGGCCCGCGAGCAGCAGCGGGUGAGGGACGGCGAGGAAGGCGUGCGGCUGUGGACUGAGGGGGAGAAGAGGCAGCUGCUGAGCAGCGGCAAGGUUCUGGGCUACGAUGGCUACUACGUGUUGUCUAUAGAGCAGUACCCGGAGUUGGCGGACAGCGCCAACAACAUGCAGUUCUUACGCCAGAGCGAGAUAGGGAGGAGGUAACACAGCAACGGCUAAACGUCAAAAUCACCACGCGGGACUGUCAAAGACUUCACAGAGAGUUCGGACUCCGCAGAAAACGGCUGCCUUGAGACUUAAAAUUGGCCACUGAAGAUGGCGGGCGCGGAAAAGUAGAUGUAAUAAAACACAAAAUACAAGGAAAUUCAAAUUGUGAACGGUUUACAAAAAACUUUUUCAUGAGCCUGGAAAAAGACCAAUGCCUUGCUUUCUUGUUUUUAUUUUUUAUUUUUAUAGUUGUUGGCGUCGCCUGUAUUUUUCACAGCCUCUUUCUGCUUCUUCUUUUCUAAUUUUUAACGUUGCAUUACCGCCUCCUUCUGGAUUGCCACGCCCCCUCUCUGUUCCGUCCCCUCUCUUUUGUCGCGUUCCAGUUGUCUUCAGAAUUUCAGAACUCGGAAACGUGGGAGUGACCUCACAAACGCCGAAUGAAAUGCUAGUAGUUGUCAUUCGCUGAGCACCUCCUGGAUGUUUGUUGGUCCCGGUUGUAGUCGGAAUUUCUAAGGUGUUAAAUACCGCCUUUUUUUUUUUAAUAAAUCAACCAGAAUUUUUACUCCGACUUCUCAAAGAACUCGGAGGUGGCGUUGCUCGAGUUCCGACCUCGGAUGAAAAUGAAACGGGAACAUGCGUUGUUAUAGAGGAGUUGACUCCUCCUUCUGGGUGGUUUGUUGGUCGGAAUUUCUGAGGUGAGUGGUUGCGUUCCGUUAUUUGUUUCGCAUACACGCAAAGUACCGGCCGGCUUUGCUUUCCCAAUUACUCAGGAAUGCAGUCAAAUCGGAGAUGGCGUCACUCUCAGUUCAGACUUUCGACUUCCAACGUUUUAUGGAGCGCAGCAUUUCUUGCCUUUUUCGUUUUUUGUUUUUUUUAGCCCCCCUCCACCUGCCUUUACUUUACAAAACAGCCAAUCUGCAUGCCCCUCCCCUCUCUGUCUGUAGGGCGGGGCCAACCUUGGAUCCCACCGUCCUCCUCCCUCCAAACAUGGCGUCCUCUCGCGUGGAACAGUGCGACAUGGACCGUACGCGGCGCGCGCCGAGACGAGCCCGCCGUGCAUUUGUGGAAAUCCUGGCGGAUUGUGAUUUUACUGACGCCGGGUUUGUGCGAGUACCCGGACGCGGUCGACUCUGGAUCGCAGACUUUUGCGAGUGGGAAGAAAAAAAGGAAGAAAAUCCUUUGUUUCCACUGUUGUCGAACUGUUGUGGACUUUCUCUGAGAGACAGACACAAAAAAAAAAAGACUACGAUUUCUAUGAAGGGUAAACAAAAAUAUAUAUAUAUGACUGAUUUUUUUGUUUGUUUUUCUUUUUAUAUGAUAUAAACUUGCAUUUGCUUCGGAUAUGGGGGGGGGUAUAAAAAUGAUUUAAAAAAAAAAAAAGUGUUUACAUACUAUUAUCCGUUACCACUAUUACUGCUGUUACUGCACCACCGUCAUCGGAAUGGAAUGGACUAAAAAGAAAAAACGACUUUGUUUCUUUUCAUACGGAUAUCUAAAUCAGUUACAGACUCAAACUCCUCCUCUUCUUCUUCAUCAUCCUCAUCAUCCUCAACAUCAUCCCCUUGUGUUAAUACAGUUUAAAACAGCAGGAAGCUCCGCCUCUCAGAAGCGGAAUCCUUCGCUUCUGUAAAAACUAAACAAAAAAAUGUGACUCAAAUGACUCAUAAAACGCAAAAACCUUGUGCUUUCAUUGGUGAAAAAAAAAAGGUAGUAGUAUUGCUUGCAAUAGAAACAUGUUGUCAUGGUUUUUUGGGAGUGGGAGAAGGGGAGGGGGGAGGGAUUACCGCGAGUAGUUACGAAUGUUUUUUUGGUUGUUUUUUCUCGCUCGCUUUCUCUUUAAAAAAACAAAAAAAGGGACAGAGCGUCAAAAACUAACAGUGGAUGUUUUUUCUGUUAUCGAUUGUGUGGGUCAGUUUACUCUCGUGGAGGAUUUUUUUGUGUGUACGUGUGUUUACUAAAGAGGGGGCGGCGACUUUAAAUCAUUUUUGAAAAAGGAGGUUCACGACGAGAGGGAACGCGUUUAUCGCGACAAGUCAUUUAUUCGGGGAGAAUGAAGACGUGUUUGACAGUGUUUUAUGGUUUUGUUUUUGGGUUGUUUUUAUUUUAUUUUGAAGGUUGACAAAAUUCCACUUAUCCGUACAUCAAUAUUAGUCUCAGAGAAAGUAAUUUAUGUACAGUGUUUCUACGGUAAAAUUAAAAAUCUUUGAAACUA